CGGGAGACGCUACAGCAGCCAUUUUUCUCGUUACUUCUUUAGUGUUCGGUGUAAGGUUGGUUUUGUCAUACCGCGGGUGUUCACUGUCGCUACCUCGAGGAAAUUAACCGCCCCGACGAUUUAUUAAAGUGUUUAAUAGUCUCAAAAUAAAAAAAAAUCCGCACAAAUGAAGAUGGUCGAUAAAAUUGAGAUGAGCCUGGACGAUAUCAUCAAACAAAAUAAGGGCGGAAGAACCCGUGGCAGUGCUGGAGGCAGAAGGGGACGUGGAAAUGCCACUGGUACAUCCCCAAGACGUGGAGCAAGAGGCCAGAGGGCAGGAGGUGGAGUGAUGAGAGGACGCAGUCGUGGAGGCAUUUCCAGAACAUCAACACCUUACACGAGGGGCGAUGUAAACAGUGCCUGGAAACACGAUAUGUUCGAUGGUGUGAAGAAGGUUGGUCGUGGGGCCAUUGGCGGCACAGGGACUACAAAACUACUCGUUUCGAAUCUCGAUUUUGGAGUCUCCGACUCUGAUAUUCAGGAAUUAUUCAGUGAAUUUGGUCCACUGAAGUCAGCAGCAGUCCACUACGACAGGUCGGGAAGAUCUCUUGGAUCAGCAGACGUUAUUUUCGAACGUCGAGCUGACGCCAUCAAGGCCAUGAAACAGUACAAUGGAGUACCUCUGGAUGGUCGUGAGAUGAACAUUCAGGUGGCAACAUCUGAGCUGCCAGUGACAACCUCUGUGAGGAAUCCAGCACGACUCGCUGCUGGAAACUUCAAUCAGAGAUCUCCAACGAGAUUCAGAGGAGCACGUGGAGCUGGAGCUGGAGCUGGAGCUAGAGGAAACACCCAAAAACCUAAACUUGGGGUUAAAGGUCGUGGAACAGGGCGACGAGGUGGUGGACGUGGAGGUGCCAGGCAGCCAACAAAGACUCCAACAGCUGAGGAACUCGAUGCCGAGCUGGAGGCAUACGUCAAGGAAGUAAAGUAACCAGGAUCAACUCCCAGAAACGAACAUAAUAAUAAUAACUGACUUAAUAUCCACGAAAAAGCAAUUCUUUGCCAUGAAUUUUCUAAACGAAAUGUCAAACGAUUCAUUCAUUUUUUUUUUAUCGACUGUUUACUACGGUUUUAUCACCUGAAGAAAAAGAGUUCAAUUAAUUUUCCCAUUUUAAAAAUAAGAAUUGAUAAGUAAUAAAUCAUUCAGGGAGAUGUUCGUAGAGAGAUUGCUGUAGACUAUACGAGAUUUAAUAUUAAUGAUUAAAGUUAUUGAAAUCAUCGAGAUGAGCGUGUGGAAAAGGCAAUUUUUUUUUUUCUUCAUUAAUUAGUUUUUAUUUGUAAAAUUGUGAAAAGAGAAAAAACUGUAGGAGUUACUCGACUGUAUGGAAAAAAUAUGUGACAAAGUGCAGUUUUGAUGAGGGAAACAAAAAAAAAAUACAGAAAAUAAUAUUUCAUCUCCAACGGAA
Molecule: messenger RNA, 1445 nt
Organism: Fopius arisanus
Lineage: Eukaryota; Metazoa; Arthropoda; Insecta; Hymenoptera; Braconidae
Gene: Ref1
Product: RNA and export factor binding protein 1
Exons: 5
Coding region: 167-970 (267 amino acids)
Biological process (GO): mRNA export from nucleus
Cellular component (GO): nucleus
Molecular function (GO): mRNA binding
Source: RefSeq, a predicted model, not a curated record